Colletotrichum lupini is the source of this 1020-nucleotide messenger RNA. RefSeq lists its product as uncharacterized. NCBI's taxonomy places the organism in Eukaryota, Fungi, Ascomycota, Sordariomycetes, Glomerellales, Glomerellaceae. The transcript has 6 exons. Bases 1 to 1020 code for a protein of 339 amino acids. The record is from RefSeq and is a predicted model, not a curated record.
AUGGAAGCCACGACCCGGAUUGCGAGACUUUUGGGUGCGUCGAAAAAUUGCUAUGCGAUCGUGGCUGUUGAAGUCUCGUCUCGAGGGUCGAGGAACGCGUCUCAGAACGGCAUGCACGCCUCGCAGCUCGCAGGCGGGUUCAAAAUGGAAGCAGCCACCAAGGCGUCAUCCAGCAGAUGGUUGCGCCAGUCAGAGACGGCGGCGGGCGGGAAGGUGGGUGCCGGUGUGCCACGGCGCAGACGCUCAGGUGCUUCUUUCCACCCCUCUACCCGCGACUUGGAGAGGUACCGCGAUACCUCGACCUGGAGAGGCACCUUGCCUUACAUGGAUUUCUUGCCUGAGGCACAGAACAUAGCAGAGAGGUGGUCGACGGGAUUGGUCAAGGUACCGGGGUACGGAUGCGCUACCUUCCACCUUCCACCUUCCACGGACGCCGACCCCCUCCCCCUGCCCUUGCUUUUGACGUGCUUCUCCCCUGCAAACCCUGUUCCCAGUGGUUCCAGUCGCCAUCCCCGGUGCGCCCCUCGACUGCAUGGCAAAGUGGCUCCGAAGAAGGCUUCGUGGGCUUCCACACUUUCGAUCGAUGUUCGAGAAGGCGGCCAGAAGAAUAAGCACCACCAGCCCGAAAACUGCAGCGGCCGAUCAGUGAUGCAUUGCCUCGCACUACAAUCUCACCAACUACGUCGACCUUACCACGGCCAAAUCAUUCGCCCAUCCAUUUCAUAUUAUCCCUCCAUCAAUAAUUCAGAUGAGUCCAUCACCACCAGUCGCUCCUCCAAUCUUUCUGGAGUGAACACAGGGCGAGAGUUUGACGACCAUCGGCACCUACCCACAGGAAUGGAUACGCAGGUUGGUCAGCCACUGCGGGACAAGGUACCCUUCUGCAAGUAUCUUCUCCCCCCCCUCCGUCAUCGUCCCAUGCCUGCCAGGGGCUUGGGCUUUAUUCCCUCCGCCUUGCCUUGCACCCCAGGCCCUGACCUGAGCCUACUCUACGCUGCUACAGCCUACGGACACUACUAG